UUCUCUCUCCCCUCCCCCCAUCUUUCAAACCUACUCCUCACCUUUCUUUCCCCAGUCCUGCCGAAGGGUCUCGGCCCGAAACGUCGACAGUACUUUUUUUCCCACUUUUGUGCCACAGGGAUCAGCGCUGGGUCCAUUGUUAUUUGUCGUCUAUAUCAAUGAUCUGGAUGACAAUGUGGCAAAUUGUAUCUGCAAGUUUGCUGAUGAUACAAAGAUUGGCGGUGUUGAGUUUAAUGCAGACAAGUGUGAGGUAUUGCACUUUGGAAGGACAAAGCAAGGUAGAACAUACAAAGUAAAUGGUAGGACACUGAGGAGUGCAGUAGAACAGAGGGAUCUGGGAAUACAGAAACAUAAUUCCCUAAAAGUGGCGUCACAGGUAGAUAGGGUCAUAAAGAGAGCUUUUGGUAUAUUGGCCUUUAUAUAUCAAAGUAUUGAGUAUAAGAGUUGGAAUGUUAUGGUGAGGUUGUAUAAGACAUUGGUGAGGCCAAAUUUGGAAUAUUGUGUGCAGUUUUGGUCACCGAAUUACAGGAGGGAUAUUAAUAAGGUUGAAAGAGUGCAGAGAAGGUUUACAAGGAUGUUGCCAGGACUUGAGAAACUUGAGUUACAGAGAAAGGUUGAAUAGGUUAGGACUUUAUUCCCUGGAGCGUAGGAGAAUGAGGGGUGAUUUGAUAGAGGUGUAUAAAAUUAUGAUGGGUAUGGAUAGAGUGAAUGCAAGCAGGCUUUUUCCACUGAGGCUAGGGGAGAAAAAAAAACCAGAGGACAUGGGUUAAGGGUGAAGGGGAAAAAGUUUAAAGGGAACACACAGAGAGUGGUGGGAGUGUGGAAUGAGCUGCCAGAUGAAGUGGUAAAUGCGGGCUCACUUUUAACAUUUAAGAAAAACUUGGACAGGUACAUGGAUGAGAGGGGUUUGGAGGGGUAUGGGCCAGGUACAGGUCAGUGGGACUAGGCAGAAAAAUGGUUCAGCACAGCCAAGAAAGGCCGAAAGGCCUGUUUCUGUGCUGUAAUGUUCUAUGGUUCUAUGCUGCCUGCAUUUUCUCCAGCAUUUUCUGUGUGUUGCCUGUGUUUAAGAGGGGAGUGUCUGGGAUGAGGACUACACUCCUGACAGGAAAGGCUCACACAGGGUUAAUCCCUGACUGAAGCCCUGCCCAACGAUUAAAGUUAUAAAAUAACAGGUGGCGAAACCAUUCACCUGUUAUCUGCAGUGCACUUCCUACUCGUGGCAGAACUCAACCUCCCAGCUCGCGAGAAAAGGCACCUGACAUUAAAGGACUAAAGGACAGCUGUGAGAGGAGGCACCCAGAGCAGAGGAAGAAAUAUUCCAACACCAACUUCAUAAUGGACGAUCACUCCCAGUACUACGUGAAUCACCUGACCACCUUUCCCCUGGGUCCUGGCGAGGAGACCCAGACUGUGGAAGAGUCCAUUAAGAAGCUGAAGAGCUUAGACAGCAAGGGAAGGAUCUGGACACAGGAAAUGUUGCUGCAAGUCAACACAUCGGCCGUCAGCCUGGUGGACAUCGAGUCCAAGGAUGAGCUGGAGACAUACCCGCUGAUGGCUAUUCAACAUUGUGACUCUCUGCUGAACAACUGGCGAUACAAUUCCAUUCUCAUCCUGAUCUGCAAGGAGGCUGACCAAGCCAAGCCCGAUAUCCACUUCUUCCAGUGCUCUGAGGUCGGGGCUGACCUGAUUAAGUCCGACAUCAACAGUGCGAUCACGGACAUGAGGAGCGGAAGGACGGAGAGGCCAAACGCCCUCAGAGUGAACAAAGAGAGGAUGAAUGAACAAGAAAAACUGCCUCCCUCGCCUCCAAUGAAGACCGCUCCCAAAGCUCCAAUAACCUACAACCCCACCAACAAGUUCCAAGGCUCCUUUUCUGCUCCACCAUUGCCGAUUGCCACUUCGGGUGUGGCUGUUACAGAAUUGAACGGAGCUGGCAAGGGUGCUGCGGACAUGACAGAGCAGAGAACGGCGCGCGAUGUGAUGAUCUUGAACCACACCUUCGACGAUAUCGAGGGCUUCAUGGCGAGGCUGCAGAAAACAGCUGAAGCGUUCAAGAUUCUGGACCAAAGGAAGAAGAGCAGAAUGGGCCGGAAGAAGAGCCCAAAGGAAAGUGGAGAGGGACUCCUGACACUGCGAGCCCGACCGCCAAGCCAAGAGGAGUUUAUCGAAAUCUUUCAAAAAUACAAGUACUCCUUCAGCCUUCUGGCACGAGUGAGGAACCACAUCGUCAACCCCAGCGCCACUGAGCUCAUCCACUUCCUGUUUGGACCGCUGGACAUGAUGGUACAGGCCACGGGUCUGGACAUCGCCAAGGCAGUGGCUACCCCGUUCCUGACCAAUGAUGCUGUCCAUCUCCUGAGCAUGACACUGACCGAGGCAGAGACGGCGCAGUGGCAGUCGCUGGGCGAGUACUGGACGAAGCCGAGGCUGGAGUGGCCCCCCGAGCACUGGGGAAGCCCCUACAACAUCCAGUUCCGGUCGGGCUGGACCCCUGAUGACCUUGACCCAAACGGGUUCCCGUGGGAGGAUCCCGUGGAGCUGCAGCAUAAGCAUGAGUUUCUCCGGAUGCAGCAAUCCGGCCCUCAGACCAUCCCCGUUAAACAGACCAAUGGGACCCACGAGGCUCCAGUGAAGAGGAUGAGGUGUAGCUAUGACUUCGUGGCUCGGAACAGCAGUGAACUCUCGGUGUUGAGUGGAGAACUGGUGGAGGUGUUGGACGACUCCAAACGGUGGUGGAGGGUGAUGAACCAGAGUGGCCAAAUCGGAUACAUCCCCUUCAACAUUUUGGAGCCUGUCCCCGCUCAGGACACAGUAGAUAACUCCGGUCUAUAUGCACAGGUAGCCCCCAAGGGCAGCCGACAUAAAGAUAAGGUCACCCCACCUCCGGCGCCCCAGAAGAAGGUGGCGCCGCCCGACAGCACUCCAGCGUUCUCAGACCACGAGACCAUCGGGAUGACACAGAAGGAGAAAGAGCGUCACUCGCAGAUUAACGUAAUGAAUGAAGAGCUCCUGCUGAGAAUAGCGAACGGGCGCACGUCGCAACCCAAGACCUUCCACGUACAGAAGACGCUCGACACCUCUGUACCCCUGGAUUACAGUUCCUCUCCGAGUGAAGUCAAGACUUGGCUGGAGGCGAAAGGCUUUAACCAGAUGACGGUGAAGUCUCUCGGGAUCCUGACCGGAGCUCAGCUUUUCUCUCUUGAGAAGGAAGAAUUGAGAUCAGUAAGUCCAGAGGAAGGAGCAAGAGUCUACAGCCAGAUCAUGGUCCAAAAAUCACUGCUUGAGGAAAAUCGGAGUAUUACAGAGCUGGAAGCCAUAAUGGCGAAACAGAAGAAAAAAGUGGAUUCUGAAAUAAAAAUGUCCACUUUGUGAGCAGUGGGCCGCAAAGACUUGAUUUUUCAGGCAUCUCUUCAGACAGCAUGAUUAGACAUGCAGCUGUGCCACGUUAGUACUAUAGGCCCCUUAUUACCCAGAGAUACUGUACAUAGGACAAUGACUUCCAAUUCCGUAUUUAUUGUCUUCGAUGAGAAAAAGCCAUUUUGGGGGAUGAAAUUCUAUGGAUUUAAAAUUGACCUCAGUGGAAGUAGAAGAUGGCUGCCUCUGUUUUAAAAGGAAAGGUUGAAGAUUUGGGUUCUGAGGAAGGUGGAACAGCGAGCGGGUUUGAACAAAAGGAACUGAUGUUUUUCCGCACACGCAAGUCCUGAUGAAGGGUCUCGGCAUGAAGGUGUAGACCUUUUAUUCUCCUCCAUAGAUGCUGCCUCACCUGCUCCGUUCCUCCGCUGUUUGGUGCACGUUACACUGGACUUUCUGCAUCUACAGAAUCUCUCGCCUUUCUGAUAUUUUUUUCACAAGCAUUCCUUUAGCCAAAGGAUUGAGCAAUUGGACCACUUUGUCCUCAUUUGGCUGACAAGAGCCCGUAAAUCUCUUAACUGGAGAACCACUGGAGGAAGACAAUGAGAGAACAGCUUCUCAAAACACAGCAAGGAGAAAACCAGGAGAAUGAUUUAUGCAAUAGCUUUUUGAUAAAACUUGGAUAUUUUAUUCAGUUAAUUGUUUCGAUGCUUGUACAAACAACUGUUGUCCGACUCUUGCCCGAAGCUUUUCAGACAAGGCCGAGGUGAUUUCCUGACGGUUCCUGUUCUGAACAACCAAGGUGAAGAGUGUUCUGCACCGUUGUGAGUACAGGCGGUUCUCAGCAGCACGGGCUGCCAUUACCCCAGAACCAUUGCAUGUGCUCAGGGUGUGGGUAUGCAGGAGAUAACUCCUGACCAAUGUGACCAUUUGAGAGCUUCCAGAGCAGGACAAUACGUGUGCAGACCUGUCAGGAGCGAAAUCUCACCCUCCUGUCCACAAAGUCCAUAACUUCUCCAGCAAAUCGGUGUGAGCUCCCCUCCCCACCUUCCCCCCACGCACCUCCUUCACCCAUUUUCUACAGGGUUUGACAGGGCUCUGUGAUUGCAUGCCACAUUGCCACGGUGGUCUACAUCACUGAGGAGUGUAUUGCUUGGUGUUUGGAAACGUUGGUCUCUUGGCCUAGCAACAAUGAUGUCCUCUACUGCUUGGUGGCAGAUGUGGCAUAGAGUCAUAGAGCACUAAAGCACAGAAACAGACCCUUUGGCCCAUUUAGUCCAUGCUGAACUGCUAUUCUGCUUAGCCCAUCAACCCACACCUGGACCAUAGCCCUCCAUACCUCCCCAUCCAUGUACUUAACCAAAAUUCUCAACAGUUUUGCAAUCAAACCUGCUUCCCCCAUUUCUGCUAGCAACCCAUUCCACAUUCUCACCACCUUCUGAGAGAAAUUUCCCCUUAAAUGUAAACAAGAGAAAAUCUGCAGAUGCUGGAAAUCCGAGCAACACUCACAAAACACUGAAGGGUCGCGGCCCGAAACGUUGACUGUUUACUCUUUUCCAUAGGUGCAGCCUGGCCUGCUGAGUUCCUCCAGCAUUGUGUGUGUGUGUUCCCCUUAAACAUUUCACCUUUCACCUUUCACCCUCAAUCCAGGACCUCUAGUUCUAGUCUCCCCUAACGUCAGUGGGAAUAGUCUGCUUACAGUUACCUUAUGUACACCUCAAAUUUUGUAUUCCUCUAUUAAAUCACCCCUCGUUUUCCUGCGCUCCAGGGAAUAAAGUCUCUGCGACAUAAGCUCAAGUCCUCAAGACCUGGCAACAUCCUUGUUAAUUUUCCCCGAGCUCUUUUAGCCUUAUUGACAGCUGUAAGUGACCAGAUCUGGAUACAAUGCUCUGAAUUUGAACUCGCCAGCGUCUUGUACAACUUCAACACAACAUCCCAGUUCCUGUACUCAAAACGCCGGUUUAUGAAGGCCAAAAAGCUCUCUUUACAAUCCUGUCUACCUGUGACACCACUCUCAAAGAAUUAUUGAUCUGUAUUUUCGGAUCCCUCUGUUCUACCACACUCCUCAGUGGCCAGCUGUGGGCAGAUGUGCUGUACUGUGGGUCGUUCAUCCGAGACUCACCAAAACUGAACCAUAAAAGGUGAGGGAGAGGGUCAUCUCACAGCAGGGACCAGUUGCCUCCCCCAAGGGAGUGGGGAAUUGCUCAGCAGUCCCUCCCACGCUGCAAUGGACACCUCUGCCUGUAGGGAGGGGGCAAAGACCGGAAAUCUAGGCGUGGGACACGUUCUGAAACACGGAGGUGGGCGUACGCAGCCACAAGGGCCGAGUUAGGUGGAGAUCUGGGAUUUUAGGGAUGGAAAUCGGAGAGAGAAAGAUUGAAUUUUCCUACAGAAUGGGGCAAGUCAGAAGGGGGCCACCUUCUUCACCAGCUCCCAGGUGACUGAGAUACUUUGUUUACUGUAUUUAUUAUAAACUCUUAAUUACUGUCGGAACGCAGUGGCGGGCAGUCACUCACCGUAAGAUGAGGUCUCUUUGCUUGCUACUCUGAGGCCUUCGCAACUGAAGAUCAGGGUGACCACUGGUGACAUUCAAUAGAUCGCCAAAAGUUUCUCCAAAUGCUGCUAAUUAUGUUUUCACUGUAGAGUUAGUAAAGUCAAUCUGGGUCAUAUACACUUUUCUGUGUAACGACAUUAAGCUCCCAAACACAGAAGUGUGCUGCCUUUAUCUUCACUUUAAUGGGUGUCCUGCAGUUCAUUCACUUUCCUGCUCUGGGCGAUGAAACAAUAUUGUAGUAAUGUAUAUAAAUCAUGUAGUUAUAUAUAUUAUAUAAAAUCAGAUGUACAUAGUUGUCCUCCCAGCUAGCAGGAAUCACAGGGCUUAUCUUGGGACAACAUCGUGAUCUCUGGCAAGCUCCCUUUUGUUGAAUUUCUGUAAGAACUGCAUUUACAGACAUGUUCACGCAGCAGCUUAAAGAAUGAAUAAAUGCCCCAAAGGAAAAAACAUUGUAUCUGCCUCUUUAUAUGUUUUGACGCUACAGGUACAAGAGCAAAAAUAUACUUGGACUACCCCGUCCACUGUCCGCAUUCCCACUCAGUCCUCAGGGUUUCUGAUCUGUACCCAAGGAAUGUGGAUUCUUGAGUGGAAUCCAGGCCCCAUCUCCAAUAUUUUUAAAAAGAACCUCUGUCAACAGUACAUACAUGCAGAGCUGUGCAAACAUACAGAUAAGGCACAUAAGUCUUUUGCACAAUGCUGUAGUAAUUUUAUGUAUCGCACUGUACUGUAGUAAUAUUGCACUGUAUUGCCGUCACAAUAAAAAACAAAUUUCAUGA
Molecule: messenger RNA, 6681 nt
Organism: Hypanus sabinus (Atlantic stingray)
Lineage: Eukaryota; Metazoa; Chordata; Chondrichthyes; Myliobatiformes; Dasyatidae
Product: epidermal growth factor receptor kinase substrate 8-like protein 1
Exons: 19
Coding region: 1336-3372 (678 amino acids)
Biological process (GO): Rho protein signal transduction; regulation of Rho protein signal transduction; positive regulation of ruffle assembly
Cellular component (GO): plasma membrane; vesicle; ruffle membrane
Molecular function (GO): actin binding
Source: RefSeq, a predicted model, not a curated record